This is a messenger RNA of Rubroshorea leprosula, 1311 nucleotides long. The record is from the annotation of a GenBank genome assembly. NCBI's taxonomy places the organism in Eukaryota, Viridiplantae, Streptophyta, Magnoliopsida, Malvales, Dipterocarpaceae.
GCUAGUGAAGUGGAGAGCUGGGCACGGAUUUUCACCAAAACCCACUAAAUCAUUAUUUACAGGCUGUCGCCCAAUCACCUUCCAAAAUUACACUUUCCUUACCCACAUUAUCACCGGCAACCGGCUACACCGGGCCACCCGGCCCACCCCCACUAUACUCUCCAGAUAUAAGUAGCAGAGUACGCUGCGAGGCGGAAAAUCAGUAUUUGCAGAGAGAUACUGCUCCACCUCCGCUCUUGGCCGCUAGCGUUUCGCUUCAUCACGAGCAGAAGACGGUAACAACAUGCCGAUCAGAAACAUCACCGUCGGCUGGCCCGGGGAGACCAGGCAUCCGGAUGCUCUGAAGGCAGCCUUGGCUGAGUUCAUAUCCACCUUGAUCUUCGUUUUCGCCGGAGAAGGUUCCGGCAUGGCCUUUAACAAGCUCACGGACAACGGCUCCACCACUCCGUCCGGCCUUGUCGCAGCCGCGCUGGCUCACGGUUUCGGUCUUUUCGUGGCCGUCUCCAUUAGCUACAACAUCUCUGGCGGCCACGUCAACCCGGCCGUCACCUUUGGAGCCUUCCUCGGCGGAAACAUCACUCUCUUCCGUGGCAUCCUCUACUGGAUCGCCCAGCUUCUAGGUUCAACCGUCGCUUGCUUGCUCCUCAAGCUUGGCACCAACGGCAUGACUACGUCGGCUUUUUCACUGUCAUCCGGCGUUGGCGUAUGGAACGCGUUCGUUCUAGAGAUCGUGAUGACCUUCGGGUUGGUCUACACCGUCUACGCCACCGCAAUCGAUCCCAAGAGGGGAAAUAUAGACAUUAUUGCACCAAUCGCAAUCGGUUUCAUCGUGGGUGCCAACAUUCUGGCCGGCGGUGCGUUCGACGGAGCAUCCAUGAAUCCGGCCGUGUCAUUCGGACCCGCCUUGGUGAGCUGGAACUGGGAAAACCACUGGGUGUACUGGGCCGGGCCUCUCGUCGGAGGUGGUAUCGCUGGGUUGGUCUACGACCUCUUCUUCAUCACCCACGCCGGCUACGAGCAGCACCCCACCGCUGAUAAUUGCUGAGCAGAUUUUUUCCGGUGUAUGAUAAGAGCUUUGGCUGUUAUCUCUGUGUUGAAUUAGUGAUCGUUGUUCUUUUUCUUUGAUCAUCCUGGAUGUUGUUUUUGGGUGUGAUCAACUGGGACCAGGGAAAUUAUUGUGUUUGUUUUGCCCGUUUGCAACUUCCUUUUCAUGCAGCUUUUAUUGCAUUUUAACUUUUAUGGGAUUUCUUUUUCUUGCAUUUAUAAACUUCAAAGUGGCAAUUUCAGGGAAAAUGAAAAUUGUGCCAUCUU